Molecule: messenger RNA, 1199 nt
Organism: Oreochromis aureus
Lineage: Eukaryota; Metazoa; Chordata; Actinopteri; Cichliformes; Cichlidae
Gene: trpt1
Product: tRNA phosphotransferase 1
Exons: 8
Coding region: 180-872 (230 amino acids)
Biological process (GO): tRNA splicing, via endonucleolytic cleavage and ligation
Molecular function (GO): tRNA 2'-phosphotransferase activity
Source: RefSeq, a predicted model, not a curated record
UCGGUCCGCUGGCAGAUCUCUUCAUCCACGAGCUCAAUCUGUAACAUGGGACGCGUCACACAAACAGGAGAAGAAGAAGCACGACUGAAAGCGUACACUUUUCAGAAAUCCCCCCCUGCUGCCCAGCGAGAAAAUCAGCUGCAAAACGAGGUCUGAAAAGCUGAGCUGCCUGUGCGUUCAUGGACAGUGCCAAAGGAGGGGGAGGAAGAGGCAAAAGAGGAAGAGGAAGGAGAGGACACCGUGGUGGAGAGGACAGAGAUGUCUGCCUCUCUAAAUCCAUGUCUUAUGCACUUCGCCAUGGAGCCAGCCAGAUGGGUCUGCAAAUGGGUACAGACGGCUUCCUGUUUGUGGAGGAUCUCCUGGCUCACCCGCAGUUCCAUUCGUACUCAUUGGAAGACGUUGAGAGAGUUGUGGCCACAAAUGACAAGCAGCGCUUUAAGCUCUGUACCCACCCAGAGAAUGGCCGGCUGCAGAUUCGGGCCAAUCAGGGUCAUUCAGUACAGGUUGUGGAUCUGGAGCUGAAAUUGGUCACGGCUGGUUCUCCAGACUGCCCUGCUGAGGCUGUUCAUGGCUCCUACCUCAGAAACUGGAGCUCCAUCCAGCAGCAGGGCCUGAGCCGCAUGAAGAGGACACACAUUCAUCUAGCACGAGGCUUGGCAGGGGAGGACGGCGUCAUCAGUGGCAUGAGGAAAGAUUGUGAUCUAGCUGUGUUUAUUGAUGUCCCCAAAGCACUGGCUGAUGGUAUCAAGUUCUUCUGGUCUGAGAAUGAUGUUCUGUUGACUGCAGGUGAUGCUGAGGGUAAAAUUCAACCUAAAUACUUCAGCCGAGCUCUAAGACUGAGACCUUCAAGGAGCAUCCUGCCACUGCAGUAACAGCAGAGAGUGCUGUCCUGUCAUUGGUCAUUACCGGACUCACCUGACCAUGUUAGCAUCCGACGGUUGGUUGAUGCAUAUCCCAGUUCCCCUGGCAACACUUGUUUUGCAGCAGCAUCGAUUUAUCAGCAACAGAAGUGUAUAUUCAGAAAUCUCCCUAAAUGGAACCUGAUUGGUAAACUUUAAACUGUUGAUUCAUUAUUGAAAGUGAACAGGACAGAAGGUUCAUCCUUAUUUUUAUAUGACAAUUCAACAAACUUAUAAAUACAAAGGCCUUGUUUUCCCCACUUCAUGCUAAAUAAAGCAUUGCACCAGUGACUACCAGGA